CCGGCUGCUGCCUAGAGAGCCAGACGCAGAGCGGGAGGCACAGGCAGCAGCAGCGGCGGAGGAGGAAGGAGGUGUCCAGUGGCGCCCCGGAGAGAGAAGCGGGGAAAGAGGGGGGCGAACAGGGCCCGGGCCGCUGGACAGAGCCACGCGAGCGAGGGCUGACCGUGGCCGCUUGCCCACGGAAGAAGCUGGUCAGGUGCACAAAAGGCCUGAGCCCGGAGCUCCUUAAGUUUCCUUGGGGGGCAUUCGCUGAGACGGCUGCUCAGACCACACCCCGCCAGCAGGAGCCUUAAGGGGGGCGACAGCCACACUCUCGCGUGGUGUUGUUUUAAGCCACGAGGAGACUCUUUGAGGGGGGGUGAAAAGUGUUGCUCCCCUCAUCAACAAGGGAGGAGUCCCACGUGCUGCUGUUCAGGAGCCACCAGUGGCAGAGGCGAAGAGCCUGUUUUCCUGAAGGGAAACUUCCAAAGCAAGGAUGACCGAGAACUCGUCCACGGCACCUGCUGCCAAGCCCAAGCGGGCCAAGGCAGCCAAGAAGUCGACGGACCACCCCAAGUACUCGGAUAUGAUAGUGGCCGCCAUCCAAGCCGAAAAGAGCCGAGCUGGCUCCUCGCGCCAGUCCAUCCAGAAAUACAUCAAGAGCCACUACAAAGUGGGGGAGAAUGCUGACUCCCAGAUCAAGUUGUCCAUCAAGAGGUUGGUGACGACAGGUGUCCUCAAGCAGACAAAAGGCGUCGGCGCCUCAGGGUCCUUCCGCCUGGCCAAGGGGGAUGAGCCCAAGAAAGCACCCGUGAAGAAGGCCAAGAAGGAAGUCAAGAAGGCCGCAACACCCAAGAAAGCAGCCAAGCCCAAGAAGGCUGCUGCCAAGUCACCGGCCAAGAAGCCCAAACCUGCGCCCAAAAAAGCCAAAAAGAAGCCAGCGCCUGCUCCAAAGAAAGCCAAGAAGCCAAAGACUGUCAAAGCUAAGCCAGUGAAGGCGUCAAAGCCUAAAAAGGCAAAAGCGUCAAAACCCAAAGCAAAGUCCAGUGCAAAGAAGUCGGCCAAGAAAAAGUGAAGUGCAUCCUUGGGACCUUCUUUCUUGGACUUUCUUCUUGACCUCUACUCUGUAAAUAGAUUCCUUCUUUGUUCUCUACUCCUUUCUAUUGCAGCUUUAUAAAAGACUGAACUAUUCCGCCUAUAAUGCUUUCAAUCGAUAGCUUUUUUAAAUGACACUCGUCAAUAUGAAAGUCUCCCCUUUUUUUGGUUUGAAUUUUUUCCCCCAAUUAGGAUUUUUAAAAUAGAUUUCUAUGUUCAUCUUUCUUCCCCUCCCUCUUAAAGGUAUGCAAUACUUGUUUGUGUUUUGAGCAUGAGGGAAGACCAGGUCAGAUAAGGGAAUAUUUUAGUGUUCCUAUUGCUUGGAGGUGAUUUUUAGAAAUAUUUGAAUUAAGAAAGGGACUUGCAUUGGAUGACUUUCUUAGCCAAGGUCCUGAAAUGGUGAGAUUAAGAAAUGUAACUAAUAGUGGAAGCCACCUAAAAUGGAAUGGGGUAACUUCAUUUUUUACAGAACUUCAAAAUUUCAUGGUGGCUAAGAUUCUAAUGUAAUUGCAUACAUGUAGGAUGAUGUCUUUCUAGCCCUGGCAAGGACUGGAUAGACUGAGAUAAGCUUUUAACUGCUCUUUCAAGGGGAGGACUGCUGUUGUCUGGAGUGGGUGGUAGAGUUGGGAGACAAGGAAUUAAAAUGAAUCAUUGGGGGGGGGGAUCCUCUAUUUAGAAUCAUGGUAGUUUGACCACAACAAAGUGGGGAUAGAGUGAAAGUUUAAUUUCCUGUCUCUUUCCAAACAAGUCUGACCACUGUCUUGGUCCCCAGCAACUUCCAGGAGAAGGUGUUAAUAGAAGCUCCAUUCUUCCCAAUCCUUCAGUGCCUGUCUCCUAAGCCACAGCUUUUUUGUGUUUAAAGUCUUGUGUCUGCAGUGCAUCCUACACCUCCAGCAAUCUUUAUUUUUUCAAUUGUGGAUCUUGAAUGGGGGAGGGAGGGAAGAAUGAAUGUAGAGGGGGACAGACUUGUUAUUGAGGUAACUUUAUAAAGCUCUGUUACCAUUGCUUAGGUUUGGGAUUGGGGUUUUUUCUCCCAUGAGGGAGAAUGGAAAGGAUAAUUUUCAGUACUCUUAUUUUUAAAAAGGUAUGCUUGUUUAAACAAUGGAAGAUUCUCAUAGGACUGAUAGCUGAUUGUCCAUUUUAUUUUGUAUGUGUAAUUUUGUGCAAGAAGGAUUUAGCUGUCUUUGUAAUUUUAGAGUUAAAAAUAAAAUGUAAACAGCAUAA
Zootoca vivipara (common lizard) is the source of this 2298-nucleotide messenger RNA. It is a transcript of the gene H1-0, whose product is annotated as H1.0 linker histone. The record is from RefSeq and is a predicted model, not a curated record. Gene Ontology annotation, cellular component: nucleosome; nucleus. Gene Ontology annotation, molecular function: structural constituent of chromatin; double-stranded DNA binding; nucleosomal DNA binding. Gene Ontology annotation, biological process: negative regulation of DNA recombination; nucleosome assembly; chromosome condensation. NCBI's taxonomy places the organism in Eukaryota, Metazoa, Chordata, Lepidosauria, Squamata, Lacertidae.